AGCAGCCACCGGCACAAGUCCACCCCCAAAUCCACACGGAACAAGGGGCAAACCCUCCAUCCAUGGAUCAGCCCAAGCCGACGCCGUCGGCGGCCGCCUCGCCGGCGGGGGCGGACGCGGCGCCGAACCCGUACGCCUUCACGUGCGAGCUCCCCCACUCGAUCUACGCGCUGGCCUUCUCCCCCUCCGCGCCCGUCCUCGCCGCCGGGAGCUUCCUCGAGGACCUCCACAACCGCGUCUCCCUCCUCUGCUUCGACUCCGUCCACCCCACCGCCGCCUCCUUCCGCACCGUCCCCUCCCUCUCCUUCGACCACCCGUACCCGCCCACCAAGCUCCAGUUCAACCCGCGCGCCGCCUCCACGCCCCUCCUCGCCUCCUCCUCCGACGCCCUCCGCCUCUGGCACGCCCCCCUCGACGACCUCUCCGCCUCCGCCCCCGCCCCCGAGCUCCGCUCCGUCCUCGACAACCGCAAGGCCUCCGCCUCGGAGUUCUGCGCGCCCCUCACCUCCUUCGACUGGAACGAGAUCGAGCCCCGCCGCAUCGGGACCGCCUCCAUCGACACCACCUGCACCGUCUGGGACAUCGAGCGCGGCGUCGUCGAGACGCAGCUCAUCGCGCACGACAAGGCCGUGCACGACAUCGCCUGGGGGGAGGCCGGCGUCUUUGCCUCCGUCUCCGCCGAUGGCUCCGUCCGCGUCUUUGAUCUCCGGGACAAGGAGCACUCCACCAUCGUCUACGAGAGCCCCCGCCCGGACACGCCACUGCUCAGGCUAGCAUGGAACCGCUAUGACCUAAGAUACAUGGCCGCCCUGCUCAUGGACAGCAGCGCCGUCGUUGUGCUCGACAUACGUGCACCCGGCGUGCCUGUGGCUGAGCUACAUCGGCAUGGGGGAUGCGUGAACGCUGUUGCGUGGGCACCGCAGGCUACAAGACACCUCUGCUCGGCAGGGGACGACGGGCAGGCACUCAUCUGGGAGCUGCCUGAGGCACCGGCAGCAGUGCCUCCCGAAGGGAUUGAUCCAGUUCUUGUUUAUGAUGCGGGCGCUGAGAUAAACCAGCUGCAGUGGGUGGCCGGACACCCGGACUGGAUGGGCAUUUCCAUUGAGAACAAGGUCCAGCUUCUCCGGGUCUGACAAGAACAUUUCUGAAGAAAGCUCGUUCAAACUAUCUGACAUAUUUGGUACGCCAUUGACAACGAAAAAAUCAUGCUGCUUCCUCUUCUGGGCCACCCUUAGCUACCAAGGAAUGAUUUGUUGUCGGCAUCGGCCUCGCUGUUUGAGCCUGGUGUGAGUAGAUUGAUCUCACCGUGAACAUGGAAAUGUAGUCUAUAGCAUCUGGCUAGUGUUAGUGAAGGGAUUUGGAGGUUGGCUCUAGUCAAGUAGUCACUCGUUGCUCCGGGCUUCCUAGUGUUUUCCAUUACUCUCCUUUUCUCUUUUCUUUCAGAUGGCCACAGUUUUCUGUAAUCUCUUUGGUCCUCUGUUCAUACUCGGGUUGUAUAUCGUGAAAUUUAUUUUCGAACCGAA
Molecule: messenger RNA, 1523 nt
Organism: Hordeum vulgare subsp. vulgare (domesticated barley)
Lineage: Eukaryota; Viridiplantae; Streptophyta; Magnoliopsida; Poales; Poaceae
Product: protein TRANSPARENT TESTA GLABRA 1
Exons: 2
Coding region: 63-1133 (356 amino acids)
Cellular component (GO): nucleus
Molecular function (GO): protein binding
Source: RefSeq, a predicted model, not a curated record